AUGAGUACUAUCCACAAUAUCGCGGCAGUAAUGACUUCUGCCGAUGAGUCUCAUGUCCUCCAGCAGGUUGCCCCUAGCACCGACAACUCAUCUGGGCAGCUAACUCCGGCCCAUUCUGGUAUCACCAGCGAGUGUUCUAGUGACAAUGGGAUGCAUGCAGGCAAUGGCACUGGGAAUGACUUUUUAAACCAGUCGCCAAGAACCAACACUACACAGGUGCCUAUCGCCGUUGUUGGCAUGGCCUGCAGACUGCCUGGUCACUCUAAUUCACCCAAGGCCCUCUGGGAUUUCCUUGAGCGGGGAGGUAUCGCGGAGAACAGACCCCCGGCGUCACGUUUCAAUCUCGAUGCCCACUUUGACAAGCACAGACGGCCUCGUACCAUGAAGUCACCUGGAGGUAUGUUCAUGGAAGACGUGGAUCCAGAAGUCUUUGACGGAGGAUUCUUCAAUAUGAGUCCAGUUGACUGUACUGCGAUGGACCCGCAACAACGCCAACUACUAGAAGUUACCUACGAGUGUUUGGAGAACGCAGGAAUAACCUUGGAGAUGAUCGGUGAACAAGCCAUUGGCUGUUUGGUUGGGGCUAAUGCAGUUGAUUACGAAGCUAUCCAAGCUCGAGAUCCAGAGGAUAGGCCAGAUUCUGCCACAAUUGGAGUGGCAAGAGCUAUUUUGAGCAAUCGAAUCAGCCAUUUCUUGAACAUUAGAGGCCCUAGUAUGACUAUCGAUACAGCUUGCUCGGGCAGCUUAGUAUCCCUUGAUGUGGCAUGUCGCUACCUGGAUACCAACCAAGCAGAUGGAAUGAUUGUAUCUGGUGCCAAUAUGUGGUUGAACCCGGAGCAUAACCAGGAGACCGGCAUGAUGCGAGCAACCCAAUCAGCUUCGGGCAAAUGCCAUACGUUUGAUGCAAAGGCGGAUGGGUAUGUAAAAGCCGAAGCAAUUAAUGCCGUGUUCCUGAAGCGACUCUCUGAUGCGAUACGAGAUGGUGAUCCUAUCCGUGCUGUGAUCCGUGGAACGUCCACAAACAGUGCUGGACGAACGCCCGGAAUCGCAAGCCCUAGCUCUGAGGCACAGGCUGCUGCAAUCCGGGCGGCAUAUGCCAAUGCGGGAAUCUCUAAUUUCCUCGACACGGGAUACUUGGAAUGCCAUGGAACCGGGACGUUAGCCGGUGACCCGGUCGAAGUGGCGGGUGCCGCAUCGGUCUUUGCUAAAGGUCGGGGGCCGGGCCAGGAGCUAGUCAUCGGGUCAAUCAAAAGCAACAUCGGCCACUCCGAGGCCGCUGCAGGAAUUUCUGGUUUGAUCAAGGCAAUUCUUGCGGUUGAGCGAGGAAUGAUCCCCGGCAAUCCGACCUUUGUGAAACCAAACCCCAAUAUCGAUUUUGACGCGCUACGCGUGCGGGCAACUCGUCACAUGAUAAAGUGGCCUGUCGGGACACAGCGUCGUGCCAGUGUUAACUCCUUUGGAUUUGGAGGUGCCAAUGCCCAUGUUGUCCUGGAAUCAGCCGAGAACUCGCCUCAUGUAUCGUCAUACUUAGAGAGGGUUGGUCUUGACUUCUUUAACGAGGAGGAGGAUGCCUCGCCAGAACAGAGCUCCGAGCCUAAGCUCCUAGUAUUCUCCGCCAAUGACGAGCCGUCCCUGAAGAACAACAUUCAGGCAAUCUCCGCACAUUUGAUGAGCCCCGGUGUAAGGUUCGAUAUGGGUGAUCUAUCAUACACCCUUUCCGAAAGGCGCACCCGACACUACCAACGGGCAUUUCUUGUGACACGGGGAAAGGAAAUUCCGCAAGAACGUAUUAUCUUUGGCAAGAACAAGGGCACUCCGCCGAAGAUCGGGUUCUUAUUUACCGGUCAGGGAGCGCAAUGGUCUCAGAUGGGACUAGAAGUGUUGAAUACCUUCCCAGUCGCCAGGAACAUGAUCCAUCAUCUAGAUGAUGUAUUGCAAACGUCUUUAUCACCACCAGAAUGGACUCUUUGGGAUGAAUUGACGAAGCCCAGAAGUGGGGAUGCGUUGCGGCAACCUGAGUUUUCUCAGCCUCUUGUUACAGCAUUGCAGCUGUUAAUUCUUGAAGUCAUGAAGAGCUGGGGCAUAGUUCCCACUAGUGUCGUCGGCCACUCUUCGGGCGAAAUUGCUGCUGCGGCAGCGGCCGGGUUGAUCACUCCGGAAGCGGCCAUCAAGAUAGCAUACUACCGCGGCCAUGCUGCCAAAAAGGUUUCGGAAGAGGUCCCUCUCGGUAUGCUGGCCGUGGGCAUUGGUGCAGAGGAGGUGGGAGGUUAUCUAGAUAGAGGCGACGGCACGGUACAGAUUGCCUGCUACAAUAGCCCGUCUAGCCUCACACUUUCAGGCCCAGCCUCAGCUCUCGAGAUGAUUCGAGAUCAUCUACAAGAAGAUGGUCACUUUGCCAGAAUGCUACUUGUCAACCUCGCCUACCAUUCCAAAUACAUGACCCAAAUCGGAGAAGAAUAUGAAGCGCUGCUUCUGAAAGACGAAGACUUACGGCAGGACAAUGUCACUGUCACCCAGGAGACGAACGAGGAGGCUGUGCGGAUGUUCUCAUCUGUCACCGGUCAACUGAUGAUCACACGACCAGAUGCCGCCUAUUGGAAAGCCAACAUGAUAUCUCCGGUCCGUUUUGCUCAAGCCACAACAGAGCUACUACAGAGCGAAUCCGCUUCGAACUUCCUGGUGGAAAUCGGACCAAGCAACGCAUUGGCCGGUCCGGUUACGCAGAUCAAGAAGUCCCUCUCGGGUGCUGCAGCAGACGCACAGUAUACUACAGCGCUGAAGAGAGGAGCUGACUCAAUCGUCGCUCUUUACGAGGUGGCUGGAUCACUUUUUGUCAGCGGUGGAUCUGUCUCACUGAAACAAGUCAACCACCACAACGCACCUCGCGCCCCCAGAGUCAUAGUUGAUCUCCCCAAUUACUCUUGGAAUCACUCCACUAAAUACUGGCACGAAACUACGGCGAGCACAGAUUGGCGAUUUAAGCAGUUUAUCAGCCACGAUCUGCUUGGGUCUAAAAUACUUGGAACUGCCUGGAGCGCCCCGGUAUUCAAGAAAACAUUGAAACUAGCGGAUGUUUCUUGGCUCGUGGACCAUAAGUUAGGAAGCCAGGUCGUGUUCCCAGGCGCUGGGUAUAUUUCCAUGGCCGUUGAGGCAAUGUACCAGACGGCCUGGAUGACUAGUUGGAAAGGCGAGCCACCUGCUCGGUACCGAUAUAGGCUCCGAGACGUCAAAUUAGUCCGAGCUCUAGUACUGGAACCUGAUGUUACGUCUCGAAUUAUCCUUGCCUUGACCCCUGUUCCUGGCUCGACGCGCUCUUGGUUUGAAUUUAAAGUUUCUUCAUUGAGAGAAGCUACUUGGGUUGAACACUGUGUCGGCCUUGUGCGGAUUGAUACGGAAUACAGUGACCAGCGUGCGCCAGAGGGUGCUGUCGACACACUGAAGUUCGCCAGUUCAGCACGUUCUUGGUACAAAGUGAUGGCAGAUGUUGGCUACAACUUUGGCCCCGCGUUCCAGAAACACUUACAAGUGGAGGCGAUCACUGGUCAGAGGAGGAGCAGGUCGACAGUUUCUCUGCAACCCCCAGAGUCAUCCUACGGGCAGUCCAUUUAUCCCAUGCACCCAGCUUGCAUUGAUGGAUGUUUCCAAACUGUUUCGCCAGCCCUAUGGGGAGGCGAUCGAACAACUGUCGGAGCUGUCCUGGUGCCGGCUGUCAUCAGCAGUCUUGUCAUCACCGCACAAGAACAAUCCCCAAGCGAGGCUAUCUCCGUUGCGUCGGCACAUUAUCUGGGGAUCGGACGUAAUGAUACCCCUAGAAACUACGGAACGGAUUGUUCUGUUUACAACCCCCAGGAUGGAUCUCUACUAUUGGAGAUGAAAGGACUUCAAUUCCGAGAGCUGGAAACAAGUGAAGAUGAGCGACCUCAGCAUGUGUUCACUAGAUCGUGCUGGAAUGCAGACAUUUCAACUUUGCUGUCCGCACCUACAGCCACCUUACAGCAGGUCCUUGAAAAGAACAUGCCAGAGGCCCAAUCUGAAUUCAAUCCAGUCGAUUCCGAGGGAUCUGGCCCAACCAGACAGCAAAGACUUGUUCAAACCCUUGUGGAUCUUGUUGCUUACAAGUGUCCUAAGUUGAAAAUCUUGGAGGUCAAGGCUGGCCCAGAAGAUGCGACCAGCAUUUGGCUUCAAAGUAACUCACUACCAUCCAACUCGAUUCGAGAUGCCUGCUCACUAUACCACUUUGCAUCAACUGAUUCAACAGCCCUCGUCGCCGCGCAGAAUCAGUAUUCCUCCCGCGCCCCUAAUGCAGAAUUUACCAUGAUUAGCCCAACCGUCACCACGGAAAUCCUUGAUGGCGUGAAAUUUGAUCUGGCUAUAGUAGCAAUCUCGCAGUCCGCAUCGACGGAGGAAGCGAGGGCAGUUGUAGCCAGUGUGUAUUCUUCUAUGCACAACAAUAGUUUGGUCCUGGUGAUUGGCCAAGAGACAUUUUCGCCUACUGUGGAUAUUCAAGCUGUCUUGUCCGAAACCAAUUUUGGCAAUAUCCACACGUUGGGCGAUAAAGUUUAUCUGUGCUCGCUCGUCAGCGGUGAACAACAGGAAGACUGGAACAACAUACCUGAGCGGGGAAUAAUCAAGCAAGUCAGUCUUCUGCCAACCGCCCAAGAAGCCCAUUCACAGAUCAUUGAAUCUCUUCGAAAUGAAAAUUGGAAUGUUGAUAUCGUUACGGAUGUGGCGAGCAACAUCACCGCCAAUGAGACUGUUCUCAUCCUUGAUGAACUUUCGACCACGGUAAUGGAUUGCCUGGACGAAAGACAAUGGGAAAUCCUGCAGCACCUUAUUCAAAAGGAAUGCCAAAUCUUAUGGGUCACCUCUGGCGCCCAAAUAAAUGUCACUGAUCCGACCAAAGCUGCCAUCAGUGGCUUCUUCCGCGUGUUGCGUGCCGAGGAACCUCUCCUCCGCCUAGUUGUUUUAGAUGUCGAGCAGCCAUCGGAGCCUCCCACGGUAACAGCCAUCGAAGCCUGUCUCACUCUCAUGGCAGAGCCUCAGGCCAAGGAAUCGAUCGAGAGCGAAUUCGUGGAGCGUGGGGGUGUGCUGCAUGUGAACCGAAUUCUUCCAGACGCGACACUCACCGGCCUUCAAGAUGAAGAUCCUAGCGCCCGGAAAACAGAAACGCUCGACCUGCAUGCGAGCAACACGCGCAUCCGCUUGAGUGCUGAACGACUAGGUAACAUCGAUUCGGUGCAUUAUUGGGAACAGCCGGCGGCGGACUCUCUGGCCUUGCCUGAUGGCUUUGUUGAAGUUGAAAUUUUUGCCGCCGGCAUGAAUUACAAGGAUGUUGUGGUCACGAUGGGAAUUGUUCCCGGUAAUGAACACACUCUUGGAGGCGAAGGUGCAGGUCUCAUUACUAGGGUCUCUCCAGGAGUAACUUCAUUUGCCGUGGGACAACGUGUAGUCGUGUUUGACAAGGGAACGUUUGCCAACCGAGUGCAGACGACCCCAGGGCGGGUUCAUAGUAUUCCAGACUGGAUGACCUUUGAACAAGCUUCCACGUUGUCAGCAGUCUACCUGACCUCUAUAUACUCCCUGUUUGAUCUCGGGAAUGUGGUCAAAGACCAGCGCGUUCUCAUUCACUCUGCUGCCGGUGGUGUUGGCAUCGCAGCAAUCCAGCUAUGUCAAUAUGCAGGUGCCGAGAUAUUUGCCACGGUCGGAACGGACGAGAAACGAGAAUUUCUCAAAUCAACAUUCGGCCUCUCGGAUGACCGAAUCUUCAAUUCAAGAAAUACCGACUUCGCUAACCAGAUAUCUAAUGUCACCAACGGCCAGGGAGUGGACCUUAUCUUGAACUCAUUAACAGGUGAUAUGCUCGACGAAUCAUGGCGUAUCUUGGCCGAUGGGGGUACAAUGAUCGAGAUUGGCAAAAAGGACAUCCUGGAUCGGAAUGGCCUGUCCAUGGAGCCUUUUGAUCGCAACAUCUCUUUCCGAGCAGUGGAUAUGUCGCAUGAGCGAGCCCCGGAUCACCUUGUUUCUCGAUUGAUGUCGAGAUUGUUUGAAUUGAUCGAGGCAGGGCACUUGAAACCCAUCGCACCGAUCCAUCAAUUUUCAUUUGCGGAAAUUCCAUCCGCUAUCCGGUUUUUACGUGCUGGGAAACACAUUGGCAAGAUUGUCAUCUCGGAUGGACCAGAGGCCGUGGUCAAAGUUCCAGUCCGACGAACGCCCAAAGCCCUGACCUUGCGCAAUGACGCAUGCUACCUGAUUGUCGGUGGCCUCAAGGGUCUUUGCGCCUCCCUCGCUGUAUAUCUGGCCAAAUGCGGUGCAAAGUACUUGGCAGUGAUCUCACGUAGCGGUCACACUGAUGAGAAGUCACAGGGUGUGGUCAGAGAAAUCCAGGCUUUGGGGUGCCAGAUUGAUCUUCUUUCGGCGGAUGUCUCAGUCAUGAGCGACGUGGAGAAAGCUUUCAGUCAGACUGCGGUGCCCAUUGGAGGUAUUGUUCAAGGUGCAAUGGUGCUACGGGAUCGAACCUUCUCCUCCAUGUCUGUCGAUGAAUACCACGGCGCACUAUCAUGCAAAAUCCAAGGAACAUGGAACCUGCACCACGCCGCUGAAAAUCUUGGCCUCCAGUUAGAUUUCUUCACCAUGUUGUCCAGCAUCUCAGGAGUCGUCGGCCAAAAAGGUCAAGCCAACUAUGCCGCCGGCAAUGCUUUCCUGGACUCUUUCGCCAGCUACCGCCGUCGCCUAGGCCGACCGGCCUGUGCUGUCGACCUCGGAGUGAUUGAAGAUGUGGGUUACAUCCACGAAAGAGAUGGCAUGCAGCAGAAGCUGGACACCAGCAUCUGGGUGGGGAUCAAUGAGGGUCUUUUGCGUCGCAUCCUCUAUUUUUCAAUUUUGCAGCAACAGCCGGAUGCGUUAUCAAUACUCUCCAACACGCAAGUGAUCACUGGUAUCCCGGUACCCCAACCCGAGAACUCGCAGUUGUUGCAUGACGCCCGAUUUGCCGGUCUCUUUACCACCAGUGGGCGCACAGCGGCCGACGGUGGAGAGGGCGGCUCGGGUGGUUCGAAGGACGUUCAGGCAUUGCUGCUGCUGCUUCGAUCCAAAUCCCCGGAUCACGCAGCGCAGCUUGCAGCGACUGUGGAGGUAGUCAAUAAGUGCUUUGUGAGAGUCCUUCGGCUCUCGGAGCCCAUCGAUACCGGACGACCUCUGUCUGUUUACGGCAUUGAUUCCCUGGCUGCUGUGGAAGUGCGAAACUGGCUUCGGGCCGAGCUUGGGGCUUUAGUAACUACAUUGGAUAUUCUUAAUGCUUCGUCGCUGAUCGCUCUUUGCGAGAAGGUCGUAGCAAAAGCGACUAGUUCAUAA
Penicillium verhagenii is the source of this 7350-nucleotide messenger RNA. RefSeq names its product polyketide synthase fmaB (gene fma-PKS). Lineage: Eukaryota; Fungi; Ascomycota; Eurotiomycetes; Eurotiales; Aspergillaceae. Gene Ontology annotation, biological process: fatty acid biosynthetic process; secondary metabolite biosynthetic process. The coding region runs from base 1 to 7350 and encodes 2449 amino acids. The transcript is spliced from 7 exons. Gene Ontology annotation, molecular function: fatty acid synthase activity; phosphopantetheine binding; oxidoreductase activity. The record is from RefSeq and is a predicted model, not a curated record.